AUGUGCAUCGAGAUCUGGAACACCUUCCGGGGAUGCAACCACCGAUUAUACCAGAACACAUCCCCCUGCCACGUCGCCAGGAGAUGCGGUCCCAAAGACGACAUGGUUCUGGACAAGACCAAGUUCCUGCCAGAUAAACAACCCAAGCUGCCUCCUGGGAUGCUGCAAUGCCAGCGCCGCGUCGCUCUGAGACCAAAAGAUACCCCAUGCCCGGAGUGUGCGAGAGUCCAAUGGCGGGCUACUGCCGCCAACGGCAAGGCCACCACAACCAGUCUUGCGGGAGGGACUCCGUCCUCGUCACUAGAAGAACAAAGGCUGGCCAGCCCAUCGCCAGAUGAGAAAGCUGCCGAGAGAGUGCGAGACUCGCUGAUGCUCCUGGAGCAGUUCCGGAAGCAAUAUUGA
This is a messenger RNA of Daldinia loculata, 402 nucleotides long. RefSeq lists its product as uncharacterized. The record is from RefSeq and is a predicted model, not a curated record. Lineage: Eukaryota; Fungi; Ascomycota; Sordariomycetes; Xylariales; Hypoxylaceae. The coding region runs from base 1 to 402 and encodes 133 amino acids. The transcript has 2 exons.